GUACCGUGCACUGAGUAUUUUGAAUGGUUCUGGAUGCGGUAGAGCACAGCCGUCCCUCGCCGGAUUUCGCCCCGAGUGUCACACCCAUAAAAGGGAAGACCUGGAACUAUUGUGUCCAGAUAUAACUUAUCGUCAUUUCCCAUGUACUGUAACUUACACCUAUUCGCUACUUAGUGUAGACUCAGUGAACGGUUUCGACCCUUCCCUCUACUUCUGGUCGGGCUCGGUGAGCUGCCUGCAAAGCAACGAGGUGGGUACCUCUUUUGACGAAGACUAGGACACAAUGAGCGACGUCGAGCUCAAAGACCAGAGCCAGACUCCAAAGUCUGCAGACUCCGAUACCCUCGAUCCUCUUCCAACGGCUACAACAUUUGCAAGCCCUGUUGCCCAUCAUGGCGUACAAGGCUAUCCUGCGCUUCGCCACCGCCGCCAAUCCGUAUCUUCUGCUCUCAGCCACCACACGUCAAUCCAGAGUGCAGCUUCUCUCGCUUCAAUCGACAGACCACCUUCACGCACGUCGUCACCUGAGGGAAAGCUCCCCGCAGCAAAAGUAUAUCACCCAUUGUCACCUCACGUCCUUGCCUUGUUGAUGCCUGCAUCGAUAUUUGGCGUCUUGGCGAGGUUGGGCAUUCAAGCGUUAGCGGGGUAUGACGGUAAGAGUAUCUUCCCGCUUGCCUGGGUGCAGGUGAUGGGAUGCGUGAUUAUGGGAUUCGGAGUCGGUAUUAAGGAUCCACUUGGUCAGUUCUAUGGUCCCCUGUAUACUGCAUUGACUACCGGAUUCUGUGGAUCGUUGACCACAUUUUCUGGGUGGCAACUAGAUGUCUUUCAAUCAUGGUUAAAUGUUGAUCAGGAACCUCGAGACUGGUUCCGUGAUGUCAUAGACGGCCUAACAAAGAGUUUGUUUACGCUGGCACUAUCACUCGCCGCCGUCAUGUUCGGCUCCCACUGUGCAUCAAUUCUGCGAAGACGCAUCCUACCACCGAUCCAAUUAGCCCCACCACCCCGCAUAGUUCGCUAUAGCGUAUCGGUAUUGGGAGUACUAAUAUAUGCAGCAGCAUACCCUGCAUACUUUGAAUUGCCUGCAAAGUUCCGACACCAAGCAACAGCGGCGCUGUUGUUUAGCUUUCCAGGCACCUUGUCACGCUACCUCUUGUCGAUAUACCUCAACCCAGCGCUGUCAUUAUUUCCAUUGGGGACGUUUACAGCGAACAUGUUCGGCACGGCAAUGCUGGGGGUGUUCCAUGUCCUGCAAGGACUCAGAAGUCCGCUUAGCCCGAAUGCUUGUGCGGUGAUGCAAGGCCUCGCGGAUGGGUACUGCGGUUGUUUGACAACGGUAAGCACAUUUGCGGUAGAAGUGGUGACAUUGGAAGAGGAGAAGAGUUGGUUCUAUGUCGUGUUGAGUUGGGUGACGGCGCAGCUAUUGUUGCUGGUGAUUUUGGGCCCGUCGUACUGGGCCGGCAACGUGAAUGAACAGACCACAUGUGUUUUCAUUUCGUAGAAUUUGUAGCUAGUAGCUAGGUAUUUCUGGACGAAAAUCGUUAUACCCCUAUAGAGAAAAACUGCGACUGAAUGUGUCUUUUAUCAUUGAGAAA
Messenger RNA from Somion occarium, 1592 nucleotides. The record is from the annotation of a GenBank genome assembly. NCBI's taxonomy places the organism in Eukaryota, Fungi, Basidiomycota, Agaricomycetes, Polyporales, Cerrenaceae.